AUGCCCAAUGUUGUCGACAUUACUUCAUCUGACGCUGUACGGGGUGCAGACGGGAGUGGCGGACUUUCUGUGUCGCGCGAGAUGCUCGCCUUAGUUAACAAGGCUGGAUAUUUGACCGCGGGUACUGGAGCACAGAGUCUGCGAAAUCUGUUUCGCAAUGGCUCUCAGGACUUCAAGCCUGAGCUGCUCAAACAAUUCGCGUUGAAUUGCUUUUUUGGUCAAAUACAGGAAGUCAAAGCGAUGGUAGAAAGUGGCCGAGCACCCGAUUUAUCAGGAACCGAAACACCGUUUAAAUUCGGCUAUUGCACACUCGUGGUCAUGGGCUCGCAAAGGGGAGCUGCCGAUAUUUCUGGAGGCACAGAACGAUUCGUCAAUACCCUCAAAUUUCUCCUCGCGCACGGUGCACCGACAGAUGUCGAAGAUGUGGUGGGCCACAUUGUCCUACACCAUUCGGCACAGUAUUGUCAGGGGUGCACUGUAGUGUUGAUGCGCAUGCUGCUCGCAGCCGGGGCGAAUCCAAAUCAUCGGAACAAGUACGGAGAGGUUCCGAUCUUUUCGGCUUUUCAGGCAAACACGGCUGAUGCGGUGGAGCUGCUGAUGGAAUAUGGAGCUGACCUGGAUAUUGCUGAUGCGGAAGGGACAUCUCCCCGGUCAAUAUUCCUGAGCGCGGGGCCGCAAGUGACCGCUGCUGUUAUGAAGUGGCUGAGAAAGCGUAGCGGGGAGGAAAUGCCUAUGGCCGAGGGCAAAGUGUGUCAUAAUUGCGGCAAGAUCGAGGGAAAACUGAAUAUUUGCUCGAGAUGUCACACGGCAUGGUACUGUUCAAAGGACUGUCAACGGGUCGAUUGGCCGAAUCACAAACGGACAUGCAAAUCAUACAAUGAGUCGAAUGCAGUCACCGUGCGCCCAUUCUACAAUAGCACAAACAACCUUCAGUUGCUACCAACUGCAGACGUGGUCCGAGAUAGGCUCAACAUUAGCAUGACGCCCGCACAAGCCAGAAGCAGCGCACAAGUCCCCCGCGUUCGGCCGGGAGAAGCGAAGAUGCUGGUUGUCAAGGUGCAGGCGCCAUACAGGAGCCCUGACAUGCAACCCAGGCGUGCGUCCGAGGAGAGCGGGGAUUUGCUUGUGUACGACAAGAAGCGCAGCCUGACGUGUAGGAUUCGGAAGGCGGAAAAUGGGAGCGCGUACAUGCGCAUUCUACGAACAGUGCGCGAGAAGGGGAUUGGGGGACUCAAAGCAUACUUUCCUGCGGAGUUGAAGAGCAAGGAUGAGCUUGUGGUGAAAGUAGGCGAGGUGCUGGCGGAGCAGCCAUUCUGA
Messenger RNA from Fibroporia radiculosa, 1317 nucleotides. RefSeq lists its product as uncharacterized. NCBI's taxonomy places the organism in Eukaryota, Fungi, Basidiomycota, Agaricomycetes, Polyporales, Fibroporiaceae. The record is from RefSeq and is a predicted model, not a curated record. The transcript has 4 exons. Bases 1 to 1317 code for a protein of 438 amino acids. Gene Ontology annotation, molecular function: protein binding.